Messenger RNA from Columba livia (rock pigeon), 1909 nucleotides. It is a transcript of the gene TMEM35A, whose product is annotated as transmembrane protein 35A. The record is from RefSeq and is a predicted model, not a curated record. Gene Ontology annotation, cellular component: endoplasmic reticulum. Gene Ontology annotation, biological process: chaperone-mediated protein complex assembly; positive regulation of protein localization to cell surface. The coding region runs from base 244 to 750 and encodes 168 amino acids. The transcript has 2 exons. Lineage: Eukaryota; Metazoa; Chordata; Aves; Columbiformes; Columbidae. Gene Ontology annotation, molecular function: acetylcholine receptor regulator activity.
GGGUGACUGCACGGGCGGAGCGGCAGGACCGCCUGUGCCUCGGCAGGUGCCGGAGCUGCCGGGCACUAGGACCCGGCGGUGGCUGAGCGGAGGCGGCCGCAUCCCUCUCCCGCUGUCACCCCGCAGCCUCUGCAGCUUUAUCCCUCUCCUUCAAUGGUGACUGACUACUUCCCAACCAGCCUGGCAGCCGGAGCUACAAAGCCUCGCUAGGACCGGCUCUUAGGCCCGGUUCCUGGCGGCUUCAUGGCAUCUCCCAGGACUAUCACCAUCGUCGCCCUCUCAGUGGCCCUGGGGCUUUUCUUUGUCUUUAUGGGGACUAUCAAACUGACCCCUCGGCUCAGCAGAGAUGCCUACAACGAGAUGAAACGAGCAUACAAAAGCUACGUGCGGGCCCUCCCCAUGCUGAAGAAGAUGGGAGUCAGCUCCAUCCUUCUCCGCAAGAGCAUCGGUGCCCUAGAAGUGGCAUGUGGCAUUGUCAUGACACUGGUGCCUGGUCGCCCCAAAGACGUGGCCAACUUUCUCCUACUCCUCCUUGUGCUGGCUGUGCUCUUUUUCCACCAGCUUGUGGGGGAUCCUCUCAAGCGUUACGCCCAUGCCCUGGUCUUUGGGAUCUUGCUUACCUGCCGUCUGCUGAUUGCCCGCCAGCCUGAGGAGCAGCCACCAGAAAAGAGGAUCCUGUCCGUGAAUGGAGAUGAGCAGCCACUCAUCGACGAAGCAGCUCCUGAAAAAGGCAAAAUGAAGGUCUCCUAGUUGAGUGCGUGUGAAAAAAUACGGACCCUCGAGGCAGCUCUCUCCAAAAUCACCCAGAAAAUUCGUUUUUUUUUUUAAUUUACCUAUUUAUAUUUUUUUGUCUGUCUAAAUAAAGUUGCACUUGGGGUCUGAGAGACAUGUGGUAUGUCUACACUGUAGUCUUGCUUUUGCUGCUGCCCUGUUAUGUAGAAAAACACAAGCUAGCUUUCAGCAGGACAGCUCGGGGGCAGUUAGCAGCCUGGCCCCAACAGGAGUUGCCGAACCAGCUGGAGAGCACGGGCAGAGCCCUGGGCAGGCAGUGGUGCCAACCAGGGCAGAUCAGUCCCCGAGCACCAACCCCGAGCCUCACAGCAGCGACAUCUGGCCUGGAUGCACUUCUGCUGUGCGGUGGCCUCGGCAACAGCAGCUGGUAGAACAUAACCCGAUGUCGCUGUGCUGGCUUGUGUGGCCCCAUCCACAUUUCCUUCUCCAUAGUCAAGGGGGAAAAGGACCCUACCAAGUAUAAAAGUGCUGUUUGUUGUGUGUGAGAGGGUACCCUCAGCCUUUGCUGCCUCUGUGCCCAGUCCUUUCUUUGGACUGGUUAUCCAGGAAAAACAGGGGAUGCGAUACCUGCAUCUUCCUGGAUUUCCACGCUUCGCAGAGGCUCUAAAACUGGGACAAGGGCCUGAUAACAGUAAUUUUUGCCUGCAUCACACGAUGCAAUGGCACCUCUUUACCCCUCUUGCAGAGAGUAAGGAUCCCCGGUGAGGGAAUGGGGAGCAGAACUGCCCAAAGAACUCUGAAAUAUGCCUGCUGUUGGCAAAUAGCAUCAUGUUCCCUAUUUCCAUGCAAGAAGAAAAAUCCCUUUUUCCACAAGUACUGCAACUUUAUAGAAUUGUUGGUUAUUGCUGAUAGAUGAGGGUCUGAGUGUGUGCAGUUCAUCCCACGUGCAGCUUUGGUGAGUGGGGGGAAGUCCUGUCACCAGAGCCUGAAUCCCUGUGUGUUGUACCUGAAAUCUUACAGAGUGUCACAAGCAGCAUGUGUUACCUCUGAGUUUGUUUGUUUUUUCUUGAUGUCUGUUUUCAGUUUUUCCUCAUUUUCUUAAUUAUUCAUGAUAAUAAAGUUUUUGAAAUUUGGAGAAAAAUGUCUUGAUGGAAAUAAAUUUCUUUUUUUUUUGAGA